UCUUUGAAACAUUUCUCUCUCUAUAUAAAUAUACGUAUAUACAAUUCUUUCUAUAUCUCUGAGCUAUGGCAGCCACUGCACAGGUUUUAACUUCAAUCACAAAAAGGCUAGAAGGAAAAGUUGCCCUUAUAACAGGAGAAGCCAGUGGAAUUGGAGAAUGCACUGCAAAACUCUUCUCUCAGAAUGGAGCCAAAGUUGUCAUUGCUGAUGUCCAAGAUGAACUAGGUCUCUCAGUUGUCGAAGCCAUUGGCCCUAUCAAUUCCACCUACGUCCACUACGAUGUUACUAAUGAAGAUGAUGUCAAAAAUGCCGUGGACAAAACAAUUUCAAUCUAGGGAAAACCGGACAUUAUUUUCAUCAAUGCAGGAAUUGUAGCUUAAACAACAUUAAGAUGUCAUUCUUGAGCAAUUUUCAAAAAUUUAAAGCCACUUUCAAAAAAUACUCAUUGCUCACCUAAAUUUGAAUAAAGAACUACUCAUUGCUAACUAAACUUUGUAACAAGUAAUACAGAAAUGAUAUGGAUGAUUGAUGGAUAA
Olea europaea var. sylvestris is the source of this 536-nucleotide messenger RNA. RefSeq names its product secoisolariciresinol dehydrogenase-like. The transcript has 2 exons. The record is from RefSeq and is a predicted model, not a curated record. Bases 66 to 335 code for a protein of 89 amino acids. NCBI's taxonomy places the organism in Eukaryota, Viridiplantae, Streptophyta, Magnoliopsida, Lamiales, Oleaceae.